This is a messenger RNA of Solanum dulcamara, 2058 nucleotides long. Its product is annotated as isocitrate dehydrogenase [NADP]. Bases 124 to 1575 code for a protein of 483 amino acids. The record is from RefSeq and is a predicted model, not a curated record. NCBI's taxonomy places the organism in Eukaryota, Viridiplantae, Streptophyta, Magnoliopsida, Solanales, Solanaceae. The transcript has 15 exons. Gene Ontology annotation, molecular function: NAD binding; magnesium ion binding; isocitrate dehydrogenase (NADP+) activity. Gene Ontology annotation, biological process: isocitrate metabolic process. Gene Ontology annotation, cellular component: mitochondrion.
AAAGAUAAAUAAAGAAAACAAGAAAAGAAGCGUCGAGGCCCAAAUCGCGCACGGCGGACAAACACAACUGAGUUUUCUCACGGCAGCAGAAAUUGUCUACUGAUUGAAGCCAACAGAAGUGUUAUGCUCGGCGUCCGACUCAGACUCCGGUGUUCCUCCAUGGCCGGCGUUUCUUCUUUUAUCUCAUCUUCAUCGGCUUCAGCAUCAUCCGUAGCUUGUAAAAAACUCUAUUUUCAAGUCAAUUCCAAUCGGCAGUUCUUCAAUAGCAGAGUAUCUCUCACCACGCGAAUCUCCAAUGCCUCCAUUCGGUGCUUCGCUUCCUCCUCUGGUCCCACUACCAAAAUCCCCGUUCAAAAUCCCAUCGUCGAAAUGGACGGUGAUGAAAUGACGAGGGUUAUAUGGAAAAUGAUCAAAGACAAGCUAAUAUAUCCUUAUCUAGAGUUGGAUACGAAGUAUUACGAUUUAGGUAUAUUGAACCGUGAUGCCACUGACGACCAAGUUACGGUUGAAAGUGCUGAGGCAACUCUGAAGUACAAUGUUGCUGUGAAAUGCGCUACUAUAACACCUGAUGAGACCAGAGUCAAGGAAUUUGGGCUGAAGUCUAUGUGGAGAAGUCCCAAUGGCACAAUCAGAAACAUUUUAAAAGGUACUGUUUUCCGAGAGCCUAUACUGUGCACGAACAUUCCCAGGAUUGUUCCUGGUUGGAAGAAACCCAUUUGUAUUGGUAGGCAUGCUUUUGGUGAUCAGUAUUGUGCCACAGAUGCAAUUAUUAAUGGGCCCGGAAAGCUCAAAAUGGUUUUUGUGCCAGCAAAUGGGGAAGCCCCUACGGAGUUGGAUGUUUAUGAUUUUAAAGGUCCGGGUAUUGCACUUGCCAUGUACAAUGUUGACCAGUCAAUUCGAACGUUUGCUGAAUCAUCAAUGUCAAUUGCAUUUUCAAAGAAAUGGCCUCUUUACUUGAGUACAAAAAACACAAUUUUAAAGAAAUACGAUGGAAGGUUUAAGGACAUUUUUCAAGAGGUAUACGAAGAGAAGUGGAAGCAACAGUUUGAGGAACACUCUAUAUGGUAUGAGCAUAGACUGAUAGAUGACAUGGUAGCUUAUGCAUUAAAAAGCGAGGGUGGAUAUGUUUGGGCAUGCAAGAACUAUGAUGGAGAUGUCCAGAGUGAUCUGCUCGCUCAAGGAUUUGGUUCUCUAGGCCUCAUGACUUCUGUAUUGUUAUCUUCUGAUGGCAAGACAUUAGAAGCCGAAGCAGCUCACGGCACAGUAACAAGACAUUUUCGGCUGCAUCAAAAGGGUCAAGAAACUAGUACAAAUAGUGUUGCUUCUAUUUUUGCAUGGACAAAGGGACUUGGACAUAGGGCCCAGCUUGAUGGGAAUCAAAAGUUAUUGGAAUUUGUUCACACCCUGGAAUCUUCUUGCAUUGGGACAAUAGAGUCUGGGAAAAUGACUAAGGAUUUAGCUAUAUUAGCUCAUGGACCCAAGGUUUCAAGAGAAUUCUACUUGAACACUGAAGAAUUUAUUGAUGCUGUAGCACAGAAACUUCAAGAGAAGCUUCAUGCCUCGGCACCUAUUUAAGUUAUCCUGGAUUUUGUGUAGUGGGAAGUGAGAACAUGUAUGAGCUGAAGAAGAUCAUGAGCAGCAAAUCAUCAGACUUUUUUGCAUCGUUAACAAUACCCUUCACAGUGAACAUAAUUCUAUACACUGCCCAUUGACAUCUUUACUCUAGUUUGUUUAGUCAUUCAGAUAGGAGAUAACAGGUACGCGCAUGGUCCAUUUCUACUACCACUCAAAGGGUUGUGUAUAUUGUCUCGUGUGGAAUUAGGAUCCUUCAUAAAAAUCCAUUUUUCGAGUCACCUGUCAGCAUUAUGUCAUUGUGCUGGUGUUCCUGAAACACACUUGGUUACCAUUGCAAAAAUCAGUCAAGUGUCAACAAGGAGGAAUAAUUCUUUUGAAUAGAAAGAACCAUAUGAUUACUUCAAUGUAUUCUCCACUUGACUGGAGGCAAAUAGCUCAGUUUGGUAAAGCUCCACUCUUGCAAUUGGGCUUUUGUUACUGUUA